Messenger RNA from Saccostrea echinata, 681 nucleotides. RefSeq names its product complement C1q subcomponent subunit C-like. The transcript has 2 exons. Bases 24 to 566 code for a protein of 180 amino acids. The record is from RefSeq and is a predicted model, not a curated record. Gene Ontology annotation, molecular function: protein binding. Lineage: Eukaryota; Metazoa; Mollusca; Bivalvia; Ostreida; Ostreidae.
CCAACUCCUCGGAUCAGAAGAUAAUGACUGACCUUCAGAGCAGAGUGACCUUGCUAGAAAGAGCUGUAGGAAAACUUACAGGGAAUGAUCACGCGGAUUUUAAGAAUAUCGGCACCAUAAGGAUUCCAGUUGGAGGGUUUGGAAUCCCUGGAUUUAACAAAACACUGGUGGCUUUUUACGCAUAUCGUGGUUCUAAUAUUGGCGGAGUAAGCCCUGGAUACAUUUUGAAAUUCUCGUCUGUUAUCACCAAUUUAGGGAGUCACUACAACCCGUCGGAUGGAAUUUUUGUUGCACCUGUCCAUGGAAUCUAUAUGUUUCAGUGGACGAUGUCUUGUUUUACCACCGGAAGUAAUAGCUGUGGUACUUCACUGAGAGUUAAUGAUGCCAGAGAGGGCUUCUUCCUUUAUUCAGGAGAGAAUGGGAAUGGUUAUCAUAAUACAGGAUCUAAAACGGUAAUCAUGGAGGCGCAGGCGGGGAAUCAUGUCUGGAUACAAACCGAGAAUUGGUCCAAUGUGUUAAUUGAGAGUCAAUCCUCCUUCACUGGUUGUCUUUUGGCAAUAUUCUAAAGGGUAUAAAAAGACUGAGUUAACCUUGUAUGUAUUAAUUGAAAAUAUCAGAUGGACAUUUUGAAGACAUUAUGAUAUAGAAAUUCAUGAUUGACUGUAACUAUUCAAGAGAAGA